AUGUCUUGCACAAAGUGAUCACUUCGAAGUUUGACGACAAAAUCAGCAAACGUAAUGAGUAGUUAUACAUCGCUGUUGUUGGAGCUAUCCAACAGCUUAACCACUACGAACCUGCAGAAGCUUAAAUUCCUGUGUGGAGAUGUCAUUCCUGCCGGUAGAUUGGAGAGAAUCAACCGAGGAAUCGAACUUUUUGGCGUUUUGGAACAACUUGACAUGCUAUCAGAAGAAAACAGAGAUUUCUUGGCAUCUAAACUGAUUGCUGUCAACAGAAAUGAUCUAAGAAACAAACUUUUAGGAAUACAAGGUAAGUUAUAGCUCAAGCCAGUAAUCUAAAGAGGUUUUCCGUAUAACCUAUACGUUUAUUAUGUAUGCAGCAAUUUCUUAUUUUUCUAACAAAUAGUUUAAUAUGAAUACAGCUGUCGAAACAUGCAUGCACAACAAAUGUAAGGGGUUAUACGGAAAUCUUACCCCUUAUUAACGCUCUGAAACUUAUCUUAGGGAAUAACCUUUCGAUGCAGCUGACUUAAUCAAUGUUACUUUUUAGUUGUUCGUUUUAUUUAGUACUUCAUAAUAUAAAUGGGAGAGAAUUAGUUUUUGUACAUAUUAGUUUGAAUUAUUAUUAGGUCAUGCCCAGACAGGGGUACAUGUACUUUUUUUAAAGUUUAUAUAUUUUCAUAGUUUUAGCACUCUCACCAGUUGUGUUUAAGGGGCUGUUUUGAUGGAGGGGGGAAGAUCCCAGCACCAGGAAGAUCCUUGAAGGUGGAUCAUCAUAGUGCUAUGUGUUUUUUGCAUUCAGUUUACAUGCCAAACUUUAUACUUGUCUCUAGCACUAGGAUCUUCCUUAUACUAUGAUAUUUGUAGCUGAGAACAGAGGUUGGAAGAUCCUAGCAUUAGGAAGAUAUUGACAAUUAGCACGAUGUAAACUACCUUCACUUAAGAAGAUCCUAGCCUGCAUAAUAGGUACUUUAUAUUAAGUGAGGUGAAUAUGUUAUUUCAUGCAAAGUGUGAGACAAGUGCGAAGCGUAAGAUGAGAGGAGGAGGAAAACUAAAUAGGCCGUUUCCAGUCCAUUGUUCUGGCCCUUCCACCCACCUAUGCUCACAAGUAUUGACUGAUCAGUGUUGUCCCUAAAUUUUAGCUCAGCAGGUAAGGGACCAUUCAUAGCUGGUAAGGCAAAAAAUAUGCCCCAGAGGUGCACGUUCCUGAGAGGAAGGGGGUAGUGGAGUGAGGGACAUGGCCCCACCCUAGUAGGAGCUAAGUUCUUGGGCAUAUCAUUCCCUCAUUUUAAGACCUAUUUUAUGCAAAUUGGCCAUUGUUAUCUUGAGACAACAAUUUAAAAACGUUUGACCCAAUAAUCUUAUUUGUCUUCAAUGUUCUUACUCUGUCUUCACUGCUGAUGACAAUAACAACACGAUCCAUUAUUUGCGUGAAAGCUGUCACCGUUCUGGCUACCAGAGGGUGCGCUUACAGUAGCAUAAACCACGGGAAGCGAUAUUACUCUUUUAGUGGAUGAAACACCUCUAAAUGUAAGACCCAGUGCAGCAUAAAUAAGAUUCUUUUUCUGUUGCUACAUUUAUGAAUUUAAUCUUCUUCCUAGUAGCUUUUGUCACCUCUUUUUAAGUAGUAUUCAGGUUCACCAUUAUGAAACGCAACAAGCCUCUCAGUAUAGACCUUAUUUUUGUAAAACGAAUAUUGCAGUUCAGUAUCCUUUAUUGAGGACCAACAAUCUGGAAUUCUUUGCCAAUUUCACUGACCAGCUCUUCUUCCAUAUUAAUUUGUUUUUAACAAAAUCUGAAAAAUUAUCUCAUUGAUAGUCAUUCUGUCACCUAGCGACUGAUCAUUUAUUACAUCGCAGGGGGAGGGGGGUACAAUUUUCAAAGAGGCGUAAUUUUGGGGGAUCAAUUUGAAAAUGCACAAAAUGUGAGGGGGUUCGAAAUUUUAAAACACAGGACUUGCAAUUUUAUGUCAAAGUUGACAAACGUAUAUUAUUAUUGAAGCAAUUCCACGUUUCCUUCAAUAGUAGACAAAAAAAUUUGCUCCAGCGGUUCUUUCCCAGCAACAAAAUUUUACCCAUAUAAAGCUUGGCUCAGGAACCUAACAACUAUUUCUACUACCAGGAAUGUAGCGUGCAUGUACGCACAUAUGCAUAUGGCUGUGCGUGCUGAUGUCUGGGAAAAAAAAAUCAUUUCCUGAAAGCACUUUUAGCAUUAAAUUGGGAUGACUGAUAAAUAUUGCGCAUUUUAGUGGUGUUUUUGUGUUAGGAAUUCCUUUAUCCUUUUACUCAUUAAGUGGAGUGAAAUGGAUCUGAAUGUGAAGCCACACACCUUGGUUGAGACUUUUGACCAAGCCAACUCCAAUUCUAUUCUGGAGUAUAUGUAGCCCUUGUAAUGUUGUUGGCUUAUCCUCUGUCCGGAACAUGCACAGCUGAGCAUAGCUUGAGAGGUAUGAAGAGACUGCAAACUCCUUUACGAAGGACCAUGACAGACAAGAGAUUGAGUUCUCUUGCAAUUUCUGCACAUACACAAGCACCAGGACUUUCUUGAUAUUGAUGGCCACAUUACAGCAGAGUUUGCCUGUCUGAAGGGUACACAUCUCGCCCUUUGCUUGUAACUUCCUUUAUGGCGUCACUGUUUUACCCUUUUUUGCUGUAAACACUUUACCUUACUGAUAACACUAGUACUAGAGAUGGGUAAAAUAAACGAAUAAUUACUGAAUUUUCCUUUGUCUUCAUUUAAUGAAAAUGUCCUGCAGAAAACGCAGGAAAUGGCAUUUCAGAUACCCUAAACUUCCCUGGGUGUGGGGUGCACUCAGCAUUCUAAUUUGUCUUCCUUGCAGUGGAAAGUUACUGCAACAAAACACAUUUUUGAAAUAGGGGGUAAAAGUGGAGUAACUCUGCUGAAGUACCCUGGAAAAAUAAGUUUUAAAGAAAUAAAAAAUUUCCCAACUCUGAUUUAAUACUUCUUUAGACUACUAUACUAGCCAUUGUGAGGUAAAAUAAAAUCAAACCGAUACUCCUCAAGUUUCAGUUUUUUUAAAGCUUUUUUAAUGUACAGUUUUACUCUCAGUAUACGCAAUAGCAUGAUUUGUAGUGAUAUUUGGCAUAAAUACCACAGUAAUAUUUCGAAAUUGUUAUAAUAAAUUCAUGAGCCGGUAGGCGAGUGGAAUUUGAGAUAAUUUUGAAAUAUCAGGAGUGGUAUUUAUGCCAAAUAUCAUGUUAUGCUAUUUUUGUUUAUACUACUACCCGCAAAGGUUUUGUAAUUUUCACAUGUAGGUAUUUCGAAUUAAGCUGAAAUACCACUCCUCUAAGCCAAUCAAAUUGCAGAAAUUUCUCAUGUAGUACUUAAUGUAAUUCAAGUCAGUGUAAUCAACUUACUGAAAGUCUGUUUAAGAUGAACACACACAUGAAUAAAAUCUUUAAGACCACCUUUUUCACUUAACAUAACAUUUGAAGAAUUACAGUUUGUAACUCAGGCUUCUCGGUUUUGAUUGUUCUCAGAUAUGUGGUUAAUAUCACAAGUGACCUAGCCCCAGUUGAUCAAAAGCUGGAUAUCGCUAUUCUCUUGAUAAAUUAUUUUCCAGUAGACAAGUAUUUGGGGAACCAAUUUAUUGCAUUAUCCACUGGAUAGAGAUUUAUCCUGCAGAAAGCUUUUUUUACCUUUUGAACUUGACUGGUGCCUGGAAAACUUUAUUCGACCAUUAUUCAAAAAUUUGUAGUCUUGCGACGGGGUUGCCAUCACACAAGCUGCCUAACUAAAUAAAAUUAAAUUAAAUUAAAAGUAGUGACGUUAAAAAAAUUUUUUACAAAAGAUAAAAUGGAUAAAAAUUCCACAGCAUCAAUCAUUAUGCAAUAUUAAAAUCCAUCAUUGACUAUAAGCCUCAGCUCCUGUAUGUCUUAAAAUUGCCCAAUAACCUGCUGCAGAGGCUCUAUCAUUUACAGAAUGUGGCUGGGAGGCUGAUCUGCAAUAAAAAUAAUUAUGAUGGACUUUUGAAAGGUUUUCCAUUGUCUGCAUGAGUGGCCAGUAACUUGUAAUAUUUUCAUGCUUCUUAUGGCCCAAACUCAUCUUGCACCUUUCUAUUUCCUAAAUUAAAGAACUUUAAAAUAGGAUUGAUUUUAUUAUUAAAUAAGGUGAUUGUUAAAAUCCCUGAUUUGUAUGACAUGUUGCCAAAUUUUGUAUCUAGUUUUUGUAAAGGAAAAGUACAACUGUACAGAGAAACAGCAACAAGCAGUGGUAACCAGCCAGAGCUGUUGAGUCCUUUUUUGUCUGACAGCUAUGCAUCACUAAUGAACCCUUAGAAUGAGGAUGAAACAGCUGUCCAUGGCUGCCACUGCUCAGGUUAUUAUACAGGUGUAACUAUGCUGUUGCAUAAGGUAUAUGAACAUCUGAGUUGUGUUAAGUGACACCCCUUUCCUUUCCUUUCCUUUAGUCUUCUGCCAAUACAAUAGUGCAUCAUAGGGUUUUUAUUCCAACAGAUGGUGCUGAACUUACUGCCCGUGCUGUUUGCAAGGUCACAAGAAGAAAUGAAAAAGAGUUGGCAUCAGCUACGGAGAUCAUGAAAAUCCAACAGGAACACAAAGAAGGGAUGCAAGAGUUGGCAUUAGUACCUGUUACCUCAUUACAGCGGCAAUCAUCAGCCACAACAGGUAGAAAGCACUGAAAACUGAAGGGGGCUUAAAGUGUUGAACAACUUGAUCAAAAUAAUGAUUUUUGUUAUGGCUAAAAUAAUUUUUGGGCAAUUUUUUUUUUGCUUCUUGUGCCCUCUGGGGCCAGCAUUGUAGGUAAAGAAAAGUUGGGGUGGUAAAAAAGGACAGAAAAUGCUCCUUGAAAUGACCCAGGGACUAGUUAGAUGAAGUGUGAAUUUUGUGCAGUUGCUUCCUGUGUUCCAAGAGAAAAUCUCGCACUGAGUCUUAUGCUGCUUCCACAGCUUCAUGUGACAUUAGGGACUUGACAGGAAUUAGCAGGGGGGAAACAGAGUCAGGGUCACAACUUUUUGAGACUCAGUAAAGGGAGGGGUCAUGAAAAAUGGGCCGUGAAAAGGGAGAGGGUCAUGCAAAUGUAUGCCCAUGAUCAUGUAGAGGUUCACCUACAGAAGAAAGAGGAAGUCUUUUAUUCAGUAAAAUAAAAAACAAAACAAAAAAACAAGAACAACGGAUCAUUAUGGAUAUAAACUGUGAAGUACUAUUGCAAGAACUUAACAAAUAUCUGCUUUUCAUUUAUAACAAUGCUAUGGACCAGCUGGUGACUGUAUGAAGGCCUUUGUUACCAACCGUAAAGAACAGCAGUUCUUUUUCAAUACCGAAUAUAUUCAGCAAUACAGUGCUGCAAAGUUAGAGACGAGAAAAGUAAAAGUCCCAGGACACAACUAUUUCAAAGAGUUAGAUGACUUCAUAGAUCGAACCAUGUAUGAUUACUGGAGAAAUGUUUCACGAGUAUCGUGAAAAUGGGUCCAGUGCCAGACAUCAACACACUUCCAAAGUAUCACUAUCUGCCUGUUGUAGAAACACCCAUCACAAAUACAGAGAAUGGUAAAAGAAGAGAAGUGGAUGAUUAUCACCCUAGAGCACUUUCAAAGCAAGUCCACAAAAAGAAUGAAAUCAAUAUUGAGGAAGUGCAAGUGUUCAGACCUUUUGCGACAGAUACAUUGUUAAAGAAAGUGUUGUGAAAAAAUGCCCAGAACAUUGAAAUCAUUUAGAGAUGAUGAGUGAGAAGAGAAAAAUGGAAAGGAAAAAAAGAAUUUGAAAGAGAACACUAUGUCUUCAUGAGGAAUUUGACUGGGUGGAAAUGCUGAAUAGUGGAACACUAGCAAAACAGCGUGUAUGUGUUCUGGUCAAAUACAUCCAUAAACAUAAUUUGCUUGCAGUGAAAGGUAAAAACAAGCUACAGAAAGUCAAUGCUAUUAUGGAUCACUUACGGUCAUCUGCCUAGAGCACACCAACAAACAAAGCUCCCGCAGUGUGGAAGAGGUGGAUGAUCAUGAUGAAUGUGAAGUAGAUGAAGGGGAUAAGGCAUUACCCACUUGGCCUAGUGAUGAAGACUUUGUAUCGAGAGAAACAGGAGAGUCGAGUGAUCAGCUGUCAGAAUCAAAGUUGGACUCUUAAUGCUGUCAUCUAAAAUGUGUGUAAACAGCAUUACGAAGAACAGAUGAGAAAUAUAUUUUGAGUUUUCAUAAUACUGACUCACCCUAGUGUAUUGCAAGAACUAGAUUUUAUCAUUUAUACAAGAGGGGGAGGGUCAUGAUAUUUUAGGCCAAGCUCAAUGGAGGUCUAGCAAAUUUCACUCCCAUUGCAGGGAUAGGUCACCUCAUUUCCGAACCCAAAUUUAAAAUUUCCAUCCCCCCCUCUCCCCUCUGCUAAUUUCUGACAAGUCUCUUAUGUAGACAAAGCGAAUGAUUGCAGAAAAUUCACACUUCAUCUUUAAAAUAAUAUUAAGAGCAAAGUUUUUUAUGCAACCUGGCCUUGGGCUCAGAUUUUCGUAGGUGUCCUAAUCUAAGAUUUCUCGUCAGUGUUGUUUCUUAAUAACCCUGCUGUUAAUAGUGCUGUUUUGUCGAUGGUUUACCUGGUUACAUCUGUAAUGUGAUUAAUCUUGUUUCAUGUGAUCAAUGUCAAGUGUACUGCUAGAACUCGAAUGGCAAUAGGUAGCAUAUUUACAGUGAUAUAAAUGCAUUUGGAUUUUUCUGUCAGUGAGACAGGCAACUUGGUCAUUGUGGAGACUAGUAACUAGGAAGGUCAUAAGUUCUAAUCCUGCCGGGAAAGCUCAUGUUUGUUUUUCCCAAUCUCCUGUUCACUGACUGAAAAGUUCACUGGGCUUAAAAUUCACCAUCAGAUUUAUUCCAGGGCCAGGGCUUUUUAGAUUCUACCCUACAAUUUUUUAGAUAAUUACCAGUAGUUCCACCUACAUUCUCGUACAAAAUUUAGUUUUUACAGAAGACCUUUUGGAAUUGUGCCUAUGCCAUUGGUAGUUGUAGUUGCUGUUUUUGUUGAUUUUUUUAACUAGCAUGAUCAUGAAAAAAUUCUUCAAUACAACCUUGAUAAGAUGUUCAUGGCCUGUAGGGGAGGGAGAAGGGAAGUAGGCAGACUGUGUACAUUAAAUGUGGUUAGUUGCAGGUACGUAGGUAUACAGCUGUAAGAGAUGUGAUAACCAGGGGAUAACUAUAAAUGUGGCCCAAAUGCAUUGCAAUAUUAUUGUGGUUGUCAGGAAUAAGCCAUUGGCAAACAAAUGGAAGCAUUUAUUUAUUUUUACUGCAGUUGUCAGAAGUAUAAUUCCUCCCUUUUAGUGAAUCCUUAUGAAAUUUAGACAACAAUAGACCUACCGGUAACUUGCACAAGAAGGCAAAAUCCUAUAAAGCAUUCUGGUAGUUACUAUAUGGCAGUAAUGAUGAUAAUGACCAAUGAUGACAAUUCAGAAGGUCUCUUUUCUAUUGUGCAGGCAAAGAUUACCGUACGUGAAAGUGACACGAAAAAAAACUGAGCACCAAACAAUACAAUCAAUCAAUCAAUCUUUGAUUAUCAGUGCUCCUGGUACAUACAGAAAAAUAGUUAAAUGUUAACACUUAACAAAAAAAGAGAGUGCAGCCACUUAGAAUAUUAGCAAAUGCUGCUGCGGUAAGUGAUUGUUUAGUUCUUCGGAACAUUGCUUUUGUUAUAUGUAGUCUGUUCCAAUAGAUACAGAAGAACUCAAUUUUGAAGAUCCCCGUCACAUUUUUUUAAUCUUGCAGUUUAUCUUGAUGUACAUAUUGACUGCGAUUCGAUCACUGGACCUGGACUACCAGGAAGAGGCGUUCCGUCUGCACAAGACGUUUUAGAUUAUAUAAGAUUCAAGUUCUUUAAAUCAGCUGGUCCGCGUGAACUGGAAGAGGUGAAGAGUGAGGAGCAGAAAGUGCAGUGUAGCGGUGCGACUACCAGUCUGGAAGAAGAGUGUUCCCCUGUCAUAGAACCUGGUCCACAAAAGAAAGGUACAACAGUGGGCCAUGGCGAUAGUGAAAAUGAAAGCAUAUUCUCUGCAAAGUUGGGGGAUCUUCAACGUAAAUUGGAAGUGGAAGAGACAACAUCGCCAUCUACUUCGCUUCCCACAGGUGCUGCCCAGGAGGUUUUGGAUAGAAUUGCUACAACGUACCUUCAGCAUGUGAAACCAUCAUCACCAGAGGAGUUCAAUGGUUUUAUAAAGUAUAUGAAAGAAGUUCGCGAAGUUUUAAUUGCUGAUGUUAAAACAGGAAGCAUAAUAAUCACAGUAGCGUGUAGCUCUCUCGGGAACUUGGAUGAAUUGUGGAAAGCCUACUGCAUAGGUUACCUAAACGAAAUGGUACAGUUUCUAGUAACACGGGAUGUUCUGACAAGAUUUGGUCUAACCGAGGUGAAACUUAUAACUACCAUCGUGAAAGAAGAGUAUGAAGCUUGUCGAGCGGUGUUCUUAAAACAAGGUGCAGGUGGGUAUAUUCUAUGGAUACUUUUAACUUCUUUUUGUAGGUUAUGAUACUUAAUAGAAGUAAGGUAAAAGGUGUUCGUGGAUCCUGAUGUUAGCGGCAGAAAUAACCUCAGUGCAAUCGUGUCUCCGGUUCUUUUUCAAAAUUUUUUAGGUUAUUCAGGAAGUGUCAGGCCCGCCGGGGUCAACGAUUUAUCCUAAAGUAUUAUAAUAUCACGGUUUUGGAAUAAGAGAUAGGAUUCAGUUGAAUUGGGACAAUUGUAUUGGAAACAUUUUUAAAUAUAAAGUAGUAUUUAAAUUUUGUAAUUUGUCACGUGACGGUUUUUCCCGAAGGCUUUUUAAAAACAUUGUCUAGAUGAAACGAAAAGGUUUUCUUGAUGUAUGUGAUUUGACUCUGGUCUAUGAAGUUGUCUACUACCUUUACUGUUUUGCCUGUAUGUCUAUUGGGCGAAGGGGUGGGGGGAUAGCUAAAAGAUGGUAGGCAUGCUGCCGUUCUUGUUUUGUAGCUCUAUUUUUCAUAGUUUUAAAAAGAGAGAAACGCAAAGUGGAAACGACUAUUUUAAUGAAAUACGUGAAACUUGGUUGGCAUAUAGCCGGCGUAAAUAACGGAACGAAAUCGAACCAAAAAUCAGUCAAACUCAAUCGAACCAAAUCGAUCGGAUUGUGGUUCGACAGGGUUCGGUAAUCGAACAUAAUCGAACUGGAACAAGCUCGGAACCUUUCGGUGAAUUCGUUUAAUCGAACUCCUGAGUUCGAUUACCGAACUCAAUCGAACCAAUCGAACUUAAUGGACGCGAUUUGUUCGAUAUUAAUAGGCAGAAAGACAAAACGGUUUAAAAAUCAGUCACCUUAAGGUGUUGAAUCCAAAAGAUUUGCCUCUGAGGCAGGUAUCAAAACAUAAGGACAUUUCAAUUGACUAAAAUCUUUAUUGUUAAAGUAAUCAAAAAAUUCAUAGUUGAUACUGGAAGUGCUUAAUGAUGUUAGCGGGCAUGAGACUUACACUUUGACUUCGACAGUCAAUGGGCAACGCACAGGCAUCAGUUCACGUUGCAAAGUCUAAGCUGUCCGGGCCGCCGCCAUUGCCACUUUUUCUCUACCUCCCCUUUUUUCUUACUAAUAAACUUUUCGGCGGAAACGACGGCAAAAGAUCAGAGCACUCUUGAUAACCUUUAACCAUCAGUAACGACCAUCGCUUCCAGAAUUAUUAAAUUCACGCUGGGUUUCAUGAUUUCCGCUUUCUCCGACAUCUUGCCUGUAUACUCGUGUUCGAAAUUGAAGCUUACACACAACUUAUUCCAAGUAUGUGUACAUAAAUUUUUAGGCUACAAUGGAGGACAAAAUUCUUAGGACAAUUAACACGAUCUGCCUUAAUUUUUCCCCCUUUCCCCCUCUCCGCUGAGCAAUUUUGUAGUUUGUGCACCCCUGUAGACUUUACCCAGUCCUAAAAGUGUUUCUUCAUCCCAACAUUGUUUGGAGGGGAGAGGGGAGGGCCAGUCGCGGUAUCCAAGUGGUUAGAAAAGUGUACAUUAUGCUACAUCUGAACAUUUUGAUAAGUUAAGGAUGUGGAAGGAAGGUUUUCCAUAACCGUUCCAAGGAUUUUUGUCCUUCAUUGUCUGAACAAUAUUCCAGGUGGUAUAUAUGAAAUUUGGAAGGAAUUUUAUAGUCAAAAGUUGGGAGACCAGUAUUCUCUGUUUCCACUUUUAGAAGUAGGCUAUGGCAGGUACCUUACUGUGUGCCUGUUUUGAAAACAAGUCGGAGAUGGGGGCAGGUAGGGGAACACCAUGGUGUGAUAUAUGAUACAAAGAGUCGUGUCGUUUCAUUAUAUUAUUAUUAUCUAUUCGUUUUUUAUGUCUUAAAACCAUCCUUGUCAAUGCAAAAGAGAGUGAUUUAAAUUCACAGUCUGAGAUUGUCUGGUUUUCAUGCCUGAAAUCUUGUUGUUGUAUCCAAAGGGUUAAAAGUGGGUGGGGAGGGGGCAUGUGCUUCGAAAUUCGUUCCCAGGCUUAGCGCAUUAUUCUAACGGUCUUUGUCGGGAGCGUGAUAUUCGCCAUCGCAGAGUAAAAAUGGAAUGUCUGCAAGCUGGGAGACAACGCGUUGUGUAUUUAAUUACAUAUAGUCGAGCGGAUGUUAAGUUUCCUUCUAAAGAAAGUUUUUCCAAUGCUGUAUUACAAGCUUGGCAGAAUUUUGGCGUUAGAUUUGUACAGUGGGUAACGUGUAUUGAGGCUCAUCACAACACAGAUAAUGCCGAAACUGGGCAGGAGAUGAAUCUAUACCAUUAUCAUAUGGCUAUCAAACUGGAAAAGAGGGUCCGGUGGUUUCAAGUACGAAAGUAUUUAGACGAGAACUUCGGGAUAAAGGUGAAUUUCAGCGAUAAUCACACCACCUACUACAGCGCGUACCGUUACGUCACGAAAGAAGACAAGGACGCUUUGCACUCGCCUUGCCAUCCAGAUUUAACGGACGUUCCUCCUCAAACCGAAUCUGCUGUGGCCACGAAAAAGAGGAAAGCGAAGGCUAAGCAACAGCGCCGUAAGUCUAAGAAAAGAGGAGGUGAUCGCCUGAGCACUUUUGACGUGUGUCAGCUGGUGCAAGCCAAAUCCAUAAGCUCACGCUUAGAGCUGGUGUCUUUAGUGGCGGCUCAAGUUAGAGAAGGGAAAACCGCGUUGGCCGAAUUUAUUGCCAACCGGGGAAGUAAAGCGGUCGAUGAAGCGAUUCAGUUAGCGAAGGAAUUUGCCGAGGCCGAAACACGUUUAAAUCGGUCUAAAAAAACCCGCAUUGAACUGCUAAAAGAGGAGCUGACCGGGGAGUGCAUUGAGGGUUGUGAAGGAAGAUGGCUUAGAGCUGCGGAAGAGUUACUCCAGCGCCACGAGAUCGAAAAGCGUUCAUUUUGCAAUGCAAUUUACAGUGCACUGGAAAAAGGUAGAGGGAAGUAUCGCAAUGUUUAUGUACAUGGUCCUGCAAAUUGCGGGAAAUCGUUUAUUGUAUCGCCACUAAAAGUUAUUUACCAGGCUUUCUCGAAUCCCGCCACGGGUUCAUUUGCCUGGAUAGGUGCUGAAGAGGCCGAGAUUAUAUAUCUUAAUGAUUUUCGGUGGCAUCCUAAGAUCAUCGCCUGGGCCGAUUUUCUGCAAGCUCUAGAAGGGGAUACAGUUCACUUACCGGCGCCCAAAAAUUUAUGUAGCAAAGAUAUUGAGCUAUCAAAAGAUACCCCGUUUUUUGCGACCUCGGAUGCCCCGUUGGUGCUAGUGAAAGGGGGUGCGAUCGACCGCGUGAAUACAGAAAUGAUGAGCUGCCGAUGGGUUUUUUUCAAUUUCUGGAAGCAAAUACCACAUGCAGAACAGGAGGAUAUUCCCCCGUGUAGAUUUUGCUUCGCAAAAUUUAUUUUGCGUGAUCUGCGUGGCUGAUGUGACCCCUUUUUACCUUGCGUGACUAGAACUUGACAUUCAAAAGACAACUGUUGUCACAGUUCUCACGUACAGUUCUCGGGCUAAAAAACUUUUUUUACGCUGUUUGGACGGCCCGUACAAUCCAGUUAUGUACUUGUCAUUAUUUUUGUUCGAGUUCCCCCUGUAAAUAUUGGUUUUAGAUAAGCAAUUAUACGCGGACAACGAUUUUGGCAACAGUUCUCGCCUUAAACUAAUAAAGAAAUGAAACGUUAACAAUCUCCUUUUAAAUGUUUAACCCGAGAACUGUUGUAAAUCGCAAAACCCAUGUGCUUUAUAUAUUACUUGUACAACAUUCAGUGGCAAUGAAACAUUUUAUUAAUGUUUUUAUACAGCUGGAUCAUAGAUCAAAAUUCUUUAGCGCGAUAUUUCACAUAAUGUAGCCGAGAACUGUGUCCGAGAAAUGUUAUAUGUUAAAAAAACACAGCGACUCAAUGUAACGCAAUUCUGUGCUCUUUUCCAAAAAAACAUUAUGAUUUAAUACAAGUGGCAACUAUUUUGUAAAGUUAAAAGUUCAUUCAUUCAUGAUUAUCAAUCAAAGUAGCUGUGGUUCGGAAAAAUGAGACUUCAUUGUUUUAGUAUAAGAAAAAUAGUAUGAAGGUGACAUUCAAUUGCGUGAUUAAUAUUUUAUUCUUUCGCCCUUAGAGGCGAGGAUAGCUGUAAUCCUUCGGUUCAUACUAGAGAUAGUUUUAUCUAUAGUUUCAACGGGAAUAUUCCCAAAUGCUUCCAAAACUCGAACGUUAAAUUCAUCAAAGGAUUCCCUCACAAUGUUUCUGGAGAUUGCCUCCUGAUCUAAGUAGCGCUUAACAAGAUGGAAAAUAUUCUCUAUGGGAUUCAGAUCUGGUGACCGGGGUGGGAUUUCAUGAAAGCUUCCCUCAAUAUCUUCAAGGGCGAGUUUCGCGGCCCGACUGGUCUGUGAGGGGUCGUUGUCCAUAACAAAUAAGCGUCGACCAUCUGCUUUUGGACCAGCUUUUGCAAAAGUAAGGUUGAAAUGUUCCCGAAUAAAUGUUGCAAAAAAUUCACCUGUCAUUUUCUCGUACGGUACUUUUAAGAUGACUCCUUUUCCGUAUGCUAUGGCGACGAUAACAUGCAAACGCAGUCCACCCGCUAAAUCUUUACAUCCUUUGGUUGUAAGUUGAAGCCCUUCCUCUCGUUUUCACCACACCCUGGCUCUGUUAGAGGCCGCACCACUUUUCGGGUUAUACUUGUGAACAAACGAUACCCCGUCUAAGUAAAAGGAAAUUUCAUUUUUCCAGAAAUCAGGAUUUCUGAUCAGCUCUUGCUUCAUCUUGCGUGCAAAUUGCAGUCGUACUUUUUUAUCAUUGUCACUAAGAAUCCCCUUUCUCCGAGCCGAAAAAUAAUAGUAUCCAAGUUCAUUCAAAUAGCGCGAAUACGUCCUCCUACUGGCCACUUGAAAACUAAGACCACUCUCUUCAACUAAACUUCUCACAGUAACGUGUACAUUAUUCCGUCUAAAAGACUUUAAGGUACGAAUCAGUAAACGCAUCUUUCUUUCGCUUACAUUUCGUGGUCUUCCCCGCUUCUUGUCACUUGGCAUCCUCGUCAAACUUCCAUGUUGAAACUCAUUACUGCAAAUUCGGUGCGCAGACGAUUUUGAUAUUCCACAUUCGUCAGCGAUUCUUCGGUAAGAAAAUUUACUGUAUGUUCUCAGGUACCAGGCAAAAGCCCUUUUCUCUGCUGCGAUUUGUUGGGUAAAAACCAUACUUGCGUGUACAUGCAAUUAUUCCCAAACCAGACGAAGAGUAAUUUUUCAUGGAAAGUUGAACAACGUCACACUCGAUACCGUUUUCGAACUCUGCUAAAGCUCGCGCAAACAUUACUUUUGGUCACGCCAUAUAUCCUUUCACAUUGUAAAUAACAAUUCCUUGUCUUAUUAUGGUGUUUUUUUUUCUAUUUUUCAAAACGUUAAUAGCACUUUUGUGCGUUAGGCAGUAUUCAGACAAUGGAGGACAAAAUUCUUAGGACAAUUAACACGAUCUGCCUUAAUUUUUCCCCCUUUCCCCCUCUCCCCUAAGCAAUGUUGUAGUUUGUGCACCCCUGUAGACUUUACCCAGUCCUAAAAGUGUUUCUUCAUCCCAACAUUGUUUGGAGGGGAGAGGGGAGGGCCAGUCGCGGUAUCCAAGUGGUUAGAAAAGUGUACAUUAUGCUACAUCUGAACAUUUUGAUAAGUUAAGGAUGUGGAAGGAAGGUUUUCCAUAACCGUUCCAAGGAUUUUUGUCCUCCAUUGUAGUUUGUACAUAGUUAUAUAUAGAGAGUUUUUCGCAUUUUUAUAGAAAUGUUUUUUGUUAUAAUUUCAAUUAGUAUUUAUUUUUUUGGAAUUUAUUUAUUCUUAGUUUUAAGUAAUUGUAACGCAAUUCAGUCUACGGACUGCCAUGUUCGAUAUUUUAAUAAACUAUCUAAAGUAUGAUAUCUAAACUAAACUUAUUUUUUUUUACCACAAUGCUUGUUUGAAACGAGAUGAAACUUGUUGGUGUAUACAAUUGUUGAAGCUUCUAUCUCAAAACGUGUCGAUUAUGUUCGAUUGCUAAAGUGUUCGAUUGUGUUCUACUGGGAAAAGUUUUCGGUGGGUUCGAUUACCGAACCCAAUCGAAGUCAAUCGAACGAUCGGAGUUCGAUUGGGUUCGAUUACCGACGUUCGAUUGACCACGCCUGGCGUAUGAAAGCCCAGCUCAAUUCUAAGAUAACGCCUGUGACGUGCCAUUUCAACGAGCGCUCAUGUCAAUUUCACGUUUUGCUAGUCGUCAAGGAGCAUCAGAAACCUUUAAAUUUGCCAGCUUAUUACUUACUAUAGGUUUCAAGUCCAGCAGUCCCAUAAGCAAAGUACACUCUCGGCCGCCAUAGUAGAUAAAGUCAGACUUACUUGAAGUCCUAGUUUGAACUCACAAACCUUUGUUCAUCCUUUUGGAAACACUAACGUCAGUUGCUCUGAUUUGUUGUUCGGACCAUUUUCUUCUUCUUUCUUGUCUUUCGGGUUCGUCCAAUUAUAGGCUUAAACUAAAAUAUUUUUGUGUCUUAAAGAACCCAGAGAGACCCCUGAAAUCCAAACCAGUAACCGCGAUAGUGAUGACGACGAUAGAGACUGUGGCAGCAACAAACCCAAAGGGCCGUCAGAAAACCCAGACCAGAUGCAACAAGAAACCAUCCAAGACAUAUCAAAGGAACCAUCAACCCGUAGGUAAGUAAUAGAACAAAUGUUCAGAAGCAUCAGUUGGAGAACCAACAGAAGCCUCUCCCAUGUGCUUUAGAUAAAUUUGAAUUACAACUGCAAUAUACUUUGAGCGCUUUAACAGACUAAGAGAACUACGACCUCGGAUAAAGCCUUUUGAGAUACAUCUAAAAAAUGUCUGUUUUCGCACUCAUCCCACAGGGGUUACACAAUCUGUUUGUGUAACUGUUUGUAAUUUUAUGGUGAACGUACUAGAUUUACCGUUUGCUUCACCUGUAGCGAUAUAUCGCUAAAUAAUUGCUUGAAUCAAUACCUUACCUAUGAUAAAUAGGCCAUUUGCUUGAUGGCGUCAUUUUACUACUAUGACCAGAAUCCUUUUCGUUUUUUCUUUCCUUUUUUAAAUUCGGUAAUCUCUGCGAGGUUUAUAUAAAAAAAGGCCUAAUUUGCAGAAGAAAAAAAAUCCUGAAGGAUUCUGGUGAUGGUAGUAAAAUGACGUCAUCGUGCAAAAGGCCUGUUGCCGUCCUUUGCCUCAAAAGUGGUAUUUUGAGCGAUUUAGAAGGAUUCCUCUCAGGAGGAAAUGGCGAGACUAUCGGGUAGAGUGACAAUGUUAAUAUACCACAUUUGGGCAAACACGGUACCCUUUGCAACAAAAACAACAACAAUUUAUAUUUCCUUAAUUCAAUUUUCACCAAAGUCACGGGCGCGCAGGUACCUAGUGCUAAUCUUGGCGGGCCAGUCAACUAACGUAUAAAGAAUAAUUCUAUUCUUUUAUGUAUAUGUUUGUCUAUAUAUGAAAGAUUAUACAAUGCAGAGAAAGAAUUAACUUUUCGUUCUCCUUUUGGAGUGAUUUUACCCUACCUCCCAUUACUACACAUCCGCGCGUUCUCAAGUUCCCGCGUCCUACUUAUAUGUGCGUUUUACUGCAAACACAUGGAAAGCAUGUUCCCCUUUCUGAACCAACGAACAAAAACAAUGUGUCUUAAUGCCUCUUUUACAGGGAGAAUUUUUGUCAAAUAAGCGAUUAAAGAAAAGACUCAACUUGCGCAGUUGCGAAAAGAAAUCCUGAAUAGAUUGGGGAUUGCCUAUGAGAUAACAAAAAUGAUAAUUUGUUAUACGGUUGAACAAUGUUAUAAAGUAUUUUACUAUAACAUUUGCUUUUUGUACCUUUAGGGGACCUGGCGAUUUGCCCGGAGACCUCGUGAGUGCUCUUUCUGGUUAUAGCUCAUUUCAAUCCAAAGAGGUGAGCAAGCAAAUUAAAGUUUGAACCAAAUGGCCCAUUUUCGACUUUCUGAGUUUGAUUGUACGCAAAAGCUUUGCCCAUGCAUCAGUCAAGAAAUCAUUUACAACAGGGAGCUUAAGCAACGACGAUGGCGACGGCAACGAGAACUGCAAAAAAGCAAUAGGGUUAGAUUGGCAAAACAACAAAUUUGCACGUGCACAUCACGCUUCUUGGUACAUUUCUUAGCCGUCGUUGCACGACUAGAACGUGAAACUUCCUAAUUUCACGUUUUGUCGAGGACGCGAACAGGAGGCAACAACUUUCUGGUUCUUUUCCUGCACUUUGAUACAGUCCUUUAGAAUUCAACGCCAAGAAGAUUUUCCAGCUUUUGACAAAUUAAACAAGAUGAAUAAGCGUGAUAAAGUUUGAGGCAGCCCGAAUUCACUUUUUAAGCGACUUUUUUGCAGCUGUCGCCGGCGUUGAUGCUUAACCUCCCUAAUACUUUUUUGACUCACCGGUAAAAUCUCUUUAUCUUUAACAGGUUACGCCACUGGAUCCUAAGUGCUCAGUAAAGGCAGAAGGUAACAAUUGCGUAAUAUUGAAUGUCAGUCUAAAGUACAAGGCUGUCUAGUUUAUUAGCUAAAUAAUCAAGGAUUUGAGGCGCACUUAACAAAAAUGUUUGAUGCGAAUUUCCACGUAGACGGCCAAAUUUGAAAAGGCAUUGAGCGCGAUUUGUCUUGUAGCCUGUGCCAGGCUCUCAGAUAGUAGGAACGUCGCGAGAACAAGGUCAAACUGGCGUGAACUAACAAACGGGUACCUCCAUUCUCCCCAGCCCUCCCCUCGACCCCGCGCUUUUCGCAUCAGUUUUCACGAACCUUGCACAUCGCUACACGUCACUAUCUUAGAGCUUGGAACAACAGGCUAUUUGUUGCCAGACAAGGAUGGCCGCGCCACAUCGUGGGCGAUAUUGGGAAACAUUAUACGUGUGUGGGAAACUGCCCACCUACCCCUCCCCUAAACCAGCAGUAACACUUACUUCUCACUUAGAGCAAAAUAUUGGCUUAGGGGUGGGGUAGGUGGGCAGUUUCCCAGAAACGUAUAAUCCGGUAUUUGCAUCCAUGUCCAAUACUCAGAGUCAUCACAUCUUGAAGUGGUAGGAGACGUAAAAAGUGAGUUGCUUUGGCCAAAAUGGUCAGAAGAGCGUUUAUCAGUGUAAUACUCUUGUACUGUUCGACUACACGAUCUUGUUGGUCUCUUAUUAUUCUCAAAGAUGAUUCGCCUGCAAGCGACACGGAUAAUUCACCAUGGACAGACAAGAAUGUUUUAUCCAGCAUCCUUACCAGCGAGGGUGGUGUAGUGGAUGGGGAAGGAGUCAGACUGGUUUACCCUCCAGGAGCUGUUGACGGUCCCGUGAAUGUAAACGUAACAUUUGAAGAUCCUUCCAAGUAUGAGGGAUUUCUUUUUCGAAAAGAUCUUGAAAAUGACGUCAUGUUUGGUGCACCCAUUAUCAAUCUUCAACCGAAUGGCUAUCUCUUCAAGAAGCCUGUCACUCUGACAACCAAGUUCGCAGUUCAGGAUGUAAAGUGUAGUGACGUUCUCGUUUUGCAUGGCACAGAUGCAAAUGACGGAAAGAUCACGUGGGAGGAUGUCACUAAAAACGCAAUAAUUGAUGAAAACGUCCAGGACGUGACUAUUGAAAUAGAACAUUUUUCACGAAUUGUGGUUUUGUUACUUAAAUACACUUGUACUCGCUCAGAAGACAUUUGCCCCCGUUUCAACUCGCUGGCAUUUCAUUACGAUUUGUUGGUGUUUAAGAAAAGCUGUACCUCUUCCGAGGAGGUGGAGAGGCAAGUUGAAGAGGAACUUGCCCUGCUAUUUGUGAGCCAAGACGUGCGUCACGAACAGUUUGACAAAGAGCAGGGAACUUCAGCUUUGGGCCAACUAGAAAAAGAACGGUUUGUAAAGCUACAUGUACAACGUUGCACUGAUGCCCAGCCAAUAAGGCGGAUCUACGACAGCGAAUUCCUUCAAGUAGAGAUUUACAUUGGGGAAGACUACGAGGUGGAAAAAAGUGCAGAAUUCAAUGUACAGUCUUCAAUUUGGUGGAACACUGGCGAGGUUGUCAGGCUUGCUCUUAAACCGAAUCAAGAUGUCAGAAGUCUGUGCGGGACGAUCACCGUACAAGGAAAACUAGGACACAUCAGCACUUGGCACUUUAGCGAAGAAGGUGAGUUUUUUAAAAAUGAUGUUUACGUACUCUGUAGCAAAAGCGACUCAAAAAAACAUCCGAGUCGCCCUACAGGAGUCGAACGUAUGACCUUCUGGUGUCUUUUCCGCGCCUCAGUUGUUCAAAAGGUGGAUAGCGCUAUCCACGGUAUAAAUUUGUAUUAUAUAAACUUCAAUGAAAUACCAAGUGAGCUUUCGCGCGAAAACUUGAUAUCCUCACAUGUGAAAAUAGCAUGUUAUCUUCACAUGUGAAAAUAUCACCGUUGCUAUGGCUUCAUAAUAAACCGCACCUUUCAGACCAAAAAACUACUUAAGUAAAAUGGUUUGGUAUUUCAUUGGUGUUGAUAUAAUAAAUAGAAUAUUACAUGGUCGCUUGGAGAUACGAAAUUUCUCCUCUCCUGUUGAAAAAAAUAUUUCACUCGUUCGCUGCGCUCACUCGUGAAAUAUUUUUCAUCAACACUCGAAGAGAAAUUUCAUAUCUCCGCGCGGCCGUGUAAAAUCUUGUAUAUAUCCAAUGGAUAACGAAAUUUGUUUUUUAAAAUAAAUUCUUAUCCACCGUAUUAUAUUAUCCGGUGGAUAGCGCCAUCCACCUUUUGAACAACUAGGACCAGAUGCUGUACUCCUGAGCUACAGGAGACUCGUGGCAGCUGGGGCCAUUAAACGAGCUUUAUUGGACAUACACUCUGCGUCCUACUAGUUCUGGAAUGCCAUUUUGGUUGCUGUAGGAUAAUUUACAUCCUAUUAUUAAUGAAGUAGUUUAGUUCCGUUUACGAUGACAACGACAAUAGAGAGAUUAAGCAACGCGUUUACGGCAAACGGCAAACGUGAGAUUCAAGUCGAGAAAUUUUCAAAAUUAGAAAUGAGCAGAUAAGAACGGCUUAAAACAAGUGAUAUGGAUAAAAUUGGCGAGAAUCUACCGAAUUUCGGGUAGUAAUAAUGAAAAGUAAACGAUACGUCAAUGGAAAACUCGGUCACGUGGUACAAAUUCUCACUAAUAACGGCAAUGAAGUGUUUUACAUUUAGUAAUUAGAGAGAGUAUUUAAGGUCACGUGUACGGUAAACGUGAAUUUGUACCAUGCACGUGCCCAAGUUUUCCCUUUAAAUUGUCCGUUACUGUUCUGUUUUUUUUGUCCACCCUAACAUUGGAAGCUUCACGUUAGUUUUGUCUAUAACGAUUGUUUUGGACUGAUUUAGCUGCACGUUUUCUAUUUUGAGAAAUUCUCAACUUCAAUCUGACUUGGCGUUGGCCGUAAACGUCAAUCUAGCAGGCGUCGAAAGGGGUAUGGAAGUAUAGAGAAAAAUGAAAGAAGGCUACUCUAAAUCUCUUUAUUAAUUGCUGAUUUGCCGUGGGCUGAUUGGGCCAAUGCCAGAAUUGCGUUAUUUUUAACAACCGAUUUCAAAAGCGCUAUCUUGAGUGGUAGAUCAUAGGAAGAGAAAGGGGCUUUUUCUUGCUCUUAGUACAGUAUUUACUUCGAGGCGGGAGAGUGCAUCACCUUUCCUUCACUUUUAAGCGCUCCUUCAGGAUGACAGAGAAAGGAUUAGCACAGUCGGUUAGCGCGCGGCCCUCUACGCGAAAAGUGCUGAGUUCGAUUCCCAGUGGGUGGGACCUCAAAUCUUUGUUUCGACUACUUUCCUUUUCGUGAACUGAGCACUGAUGGAGAGAGGGGGGUAAAAUUAGCGCAAUUUCGGCCUCAGGUUUCUCAGUCUAAUGAUUGCCAUCACGUGUUACUGGCAUAAAAUGAAGACCUUACCUUAAAUGUCGCAGUUACAUUUCAAGCUGACUCAUGUCGAAUUUUAGAGUUUUUUCCGUCUGCUCUUGAUAGGCAUGAAGAAAAAUCGAAUAUAAAUUGUAAGGACGUUGAAUUAUAGCGCGGUUAGCUUACUUACAUUUUUAUUCUUUUAGUUUCAGACCUCUGUGGCUAUGUAAGGAGCUUGCUUGGUGUAGAAGAAGCCAUUUUUAACUUGAUCCCCAUUGCUAGGUCGCUUGACAUGCCUGACGAGGUAUUGAAUAAAGUCACGAAGUGUUGGAAAGACGAAAGCAAGCAGCUGAACAUAAUUUUGGAUUACUGGUCGAAGACGGAUAAGAAUGCGGCAGAUGUUGAUGCUCUCAGAAGGAAUCUUGAGAGAUUGAAACAAGGUUUCUCUUGUUAAAUGUUUAAACCCCAUACCGUAUUUACUCGAAUAAGCGCCGCGGUGCUCAUUAUAGUGUUUCACGUCUCAAUUGCGGCGCUUAUUUGAGAGCGGCGUUAAUGUGAAAGAAUUGUAUUAACUACGGUAAUAUUAUUUUCCGUGUUAAACUAACAGAAUUAACGUCUUUUGAAAUUGAUUAUUACAGGUUCCCGGCGCUUAUUUGGGCUUUGCUGAUUAACUUUUUUCUCCCAAAUGCGCGCUGAAUCGGGGGUCUGGCUUUUUUGAGUGAAUACGGUAAAAGUUUUGGCUAACGUCAGUUAUUCUGUAGUUGUGGUUUAAGAGGUUCACCAUGACAAUUUCUGCUGACUAAAUUCAAAUCAUUUAUAUAUCCACGCCUCCUACAAAACCCUUGUAAAAUACUUGCUCAUCACAAAAAGUCACGGUUUUGUUCCUGUUAUGUAAGGUUAUGCACGACAAUUUCACUAAGAUCACUCUACUGAAAAUGUUAUUCAAGAAAGUUUUUAAAACUAACCUUUCUUACAAUUAUUUAUUUGAAAAGAUUCUCACGGUUGUCUGCCCAUUUUUAUUCCCCGGGAAACUUCAGGGUUAAGUCAGCCAGUUUGGGCUCGGGGAUUUGAAUACAUUUCUUUCGAUUUUUAUCUCGGGGACAGGGGGGUAAGGGACUGAGCAAACCAGCUGACAUAAUAAUGGUCUCUGUCAACGUGGCCGAGUCUAAGUAUUUUGAUGGAAAUGGCUUGUACUUGUGACCGACUAACAAGAGAAAAACCACACUGACGUGGGCUCCCUGUUUAAAUAUCUUCCUUGAUCCCUGAGGGUAAAUAAUCUGUAUUUGAGAGUAUAUGUAGAGUAUCCUGAAAGUUGUUAGUAAGACUUCUAACUAUGCUAAAUUACAGACAGAAAUAUCGUUAUAUAUAUUUGCAAGGCAUAACGCACGAAUCAUCUAUCAGUUUUGGGGGGUUUACGGUUCGUACUUUCAGCAGCUUAACUCCUCUACAAAUUUAAAUUGAGUGUUCAAGUUUUGAUUCCUCUCUUAGACCUAUUAAAAAAAUCUGUGAGUCUUAAAAUAGGAAAAUACUUAUAAAAUUUAACGUUUUCCCGCGAGUUUCGCUUGAUCAAAACUAACUUCCGUGUCGUUACAAUUCCAUCUUUUCAGCUGUAAAAAUGUUACAUCUUAUCUAUCUACAUGUACUGCAAAUUGCAAUUUCAGGAAAUUCUGUUGUGUGUUUUUUUCUUUUGGCAAAUAAUGUUGAUUUAUUAUUGUAAAAAUUACAUUUCUACAGACCACGCAAGUUACAAAGUUACUAAAAGAGGUCAGAUGCUUAUAAGGAAUUUGCGAGAACUUGCAACCAAGAAUUCUAAGGCCAGUUUAUUUUUUCGCUUUUGCUCUACUUUGCUGAGGGACCUGUGCAUUGAAAUGGAAAGCUCCGCUGAGGGCGUGGAAAGAGCAGCCUUUUCCACGAACAGUGCAAAUUAUUUUUUAGACAACCAUUCAAAUGACAAUCACCUAUCAAGUGCCAGUCGACGACCAAUACCACAAGAUGUCGCAUCGCAGUAUAGACAAGUGUUUUCGCUGCCUAAUGAACCCUGUCAUAAAACUCUCCUGGCUAUCACCCCAUACCUUAUUCAAAACAUCAAGGAAAUCUAUGUUGACUGCGAGAGUACGGAGCCACAAAAUGGUUUAAAGGGAUUGUCAACGGAAAAAAUUGGAUAUUUCCUGUCAGAGGUUCGAAAGGCGGAGCGCAGGGAAGAUUCCAAUGGUCUAGUUAGUUUGAUAUGCCGUGUUCUUGAAAAAUUGUGCAAGAAAAAUGUUAAGGAUCUAGCCUUAACAGAAAUUGAAGAGAUGAGCGAAUGUCUGGAAAUUCGUCAAAUGCUUAAGCCUUUGAAGCUUUUUUUUCAGCACAGCCAGCAAGACAUCAGGUUGCAUAUGAGAUUACUCCUUUUUUCUCGUCGCCUCAGGGAUACAUUGGCCCGGGACGGGGACAAAAUUGAUGCCUUUCCCCACCAUAAUGUUCGCAAUAUGUUGGUAAGCCUUAUUCAUUUCGCCAAGUAUGAUCCAUCAAAAAUUGUAAGAUUUGAGCUGACUGAUGUAGCAAAUUGCCCCUUGUCCUGCUCUCGUGAGAAGGUAACAUACAACAAGCGCGAAACUUCAUACAGUCAGAUGUUUCGCGUGAAAAAAGAGUCCGAGGAGGUACUUCAACUCCAUGCAGUCGCACUUGUUCAUAUCGAAGAAGACAAAGAAAGAAAAAAGAGAGAAAUAGAGCAGAGAGAGAAAAGAUCCUUCCAGUCAGAGAUCGUGUUACAUGCUUCCGGCGAAAGAGUGUUCGACAGAUGCUUGAAGCGUCAUCCCAACAUCGCUGUAUUGAAGCUGAAAGACAAAUGUUCUGGAAAUUUGCGUGUGAUCCUUUGUUCAAGGCAGCAAGAGAAACUCUUGAAGGUGAAAAUGGCCUUAGAACGAAAACUGCGUCUUAAAUUCAAAACGUCGAAAAUCACAUUGUGUGGCCUAAAAAUGGACUCCAUUGAACCCGGGACAGGAGCGUUUUUAAGCCUGCGACUUGUGUACAAAUGGGGCUCCGGAAGAGUUGUUCUUGACAGUAAGGACUUUGUAACUUUGGCCAAUUGCUCCGUUGGUGGCCCUGCAUUUUCAGGUGGGAUUUCUCAGUUAGUAUUUAACAAAUGAUUCUGCUCCACAUUAAUCUAAUGCUCCGUUUUAUUUUUUAAUUCACCAUUGCCAGUAAUGGCUGAUGUUUAAAAUUUGUAAAGCUCAUGCAUGCCUUGUGGAGAUACUUGUUUCCCUUGUUUCAAUUGUCUCAGAAAGUAAUUAACCUUGGGAAGCUUAUUAAGCAACGACGACGACGACGGCAAUAUCAAAGUCCCUGAAAAAAGUGAUUUUGAAUUUUUCCUGGUUCAAAAAGAGAAAGGAAAAUUCGUCGUUGCAUGUUCGCGUCCUCCAUGACUGUAAAGGGCAUGAGGAAGUUUUACGUCAAAGUCUUGCAAUGGACGUCAAGGAAAUGUACUAAAAAGGUUGAGGCAUGUGCAAAGCUGUUGUUUUACUCAUAAAACCAAUUGUUUUUGGCGUUGUCAUUGUGCUUACGCUGAACUUUCUCACGCUGUAAGGUCUACAAAAUUGUCGGUGGAGCAUAGGGCGAUUAUCCCAUCGUAAAUUAUCAGGGGUGAAGUGAAAAUUUCAGCAAGUAGCUAAUUAUAUUACUUGUGUGGUUUUUCUUACAGAACAAAUCAUCAAUCACUCUUUUUGCCUACUUGUUACCUACACUCAAGCCAAAAUAUUUCGAAUUAAAGAUCAGAUAAAUAAAAGAUACAGCGUUUUCGUGUACUAGUACGAAUAGACCGCCUGGUACCCCUGAGAAAUGGUUAGGCUACCGGUUAGAUGGGAUAUUGCCAGUAACCGCAUGCGGAAAACCAUUGUCGCCUUUCAUAUGACUACUGGCAAGCAUAUUCGCUUAUUUGUACCCUUUAUCUUUCCCAUGGUCUUGCGAUGUUGUAACUACUGCAAACUCAAAGGCAGUUCUUAUUUUUAUCUUAUAGAAACUGGUCAAGCAGCUGAAUCCUCAAUGAUGAAUCCAGUAUCAGACGAAGAGCGCGACGCGACACCCUCAGAUACUGACUCGUCCGGACAGCAGGAGAAACGAAGUAAGGAUACAGAAACUUUUAGUUCACUAGCCUGAUUUUCAGACGGUUCAAGGUCACUCGCUCUAAUUGCACCUCCUCUUUAAGUUGGAAUUCGUGUAAAUUUGAAGGGAAAAUUUCUGCAGUUACGGAACGUUUUACCAGAGCCCCUCUUAUCAUAAGCCCAGGAUGCAUUGAAUUCCUCUUUACUGAAUACAUCAAGUCACUGUAUCCUAAUUUUAAUUCGGAUUGGUUUAUUCUGAGAACAAGCUUUGUGUCCUGGAUGCCACGCUUCAUUUAGUCGAUGGUUUUAUUCGAACGGAUGUAUAUUCCACGCGUACAGCUAUCCCCUUUGGUCUAUUAUCAAUGCUGCGUUCUGAUUGGUUGAGCUAACACUAGGCUAUAUGUUAUAGCCCACUAGUAGCGAAAAGCGUGGACAUUUUGGCGGCAAAAAAGGAUUAAAGUCUAGCUUUAACUAGCUAAAAGUUUUUUAUUCUCGAUAUUUUUUACCAACUAGUUGGAUUUUACUAAAACAAUUAUUCCUCGAGCCCGUCUGAGUCAAUAGCCCAUGAGGCCGAAGGCCUCAUGGGCUAUUGACUCAGAGCCCAUUCGGGCUCAAGGAAUAAUAAAUAUUGUUAAAUAUCCUUCCCUUUCAAGCACCCAUCCUUCUAAGGGGGUCUUAAAGGCCAUCCAAUUUAGUGUUUAUCUGAAAUAGUUUCCCGUGAGUUUUCUCGAGUUCUUGAUUUACUUACACCUAAGGCUGAAAAUUCUAAGGCCUAGGCCAAACGUCGAGCUUUUCAUGAGACGAACCAAACUCUAAUUUGGAUCGACCUAAAUUAAGUUAAGAUCGUCUGUCGGGUCAGACGUCGAAGACGUCGAACUUGAGACGCGUUGAACCAACAAGGCAAGAAAUAGAGCACCGGAUUUUCACAAGAAAACAAUUUGCCAUCUCAUUCCCCCGUUUUGCGAUUGGCUGAAUGUUUCCCACUUAAAGUCAUUUUGUUCUUGCCUAGAAAACUGAAAAUUUAAAAGUGUAAAAGUGUAAAAGAGUUGAUUGAAAUGUUUACUUUGGAGAGCAAAACUAUACGUCGAAAACUGUACAUGUAACGGUAAAAUAUUUAGUCGUUUCUUUUCAUCAAGCUUCUACUUUGAACGGGCCGAUCACGCAAUCUGUCUGCGGCGAGGAUUUAAAGAAAAGGUUUUGAGCUUAAAAAUCGAACACGUUGACUUUUUUUACUCGUUUCUUCUACAGUUAAAACUUGAAAAUUUCUUGUCUUCUAAAUUCGAUUUUAGGACUACAUUACGGCUAUAUAGUAACGGCAGUAGGAGAAAAUAUAUUCCGUGUAAAAAAAUAAAAAAGUAACUGUUGGCAUUCUCGUCCCCAAAGCUACUCGUUUGUCUUAAAACUGAAUGCGCAUGAUCAGUCAUAAAUUUUCUCGGGAAAGAGGCUAAAUUUUUAAAAUAUACAUCAUCAUACAAAUUUUAAUUUAUUAAUAGCCUACGUUUGAUAUAUUAACAUUCUAACAUGACUCCAAGUCCCGUGGUCAUAUUUCUAUAUUUGGUUUGGUUUUCUUUGUACUCAAGUCUCUUCUGGAAAUAGUGGCGAUACAAUGGAGCAGUGAAAAAUUUGCAAUUUUGUUCGCAAAGCCUCGGAGUCAUGUUAGAAUUUUCAUAUAUCGAACGUGGGCUAGAUAAUUAAUGUUAUUCACCCCUAGAUAGAUACAUCUACAUUUUUGUAGGCCUUCUUAUCACAUUCACCAUUUCUUGUAUCUAAAUAAAGAUUGACUGAUUGAUUCAUUGAUUCAUUGAUUCACUGAUUGAUAACAGAAACUGCGUCUGUCACAGAUGAUACUGACCAACCAGAAGUCACUAUUCUUCAGCUUAAGAAUAAGGAUCUUCCUGGAACGUCAGAGCGUUUGGAUCAUCGCCGACUCCCAGUCGACAUUUUGUUACUGACAGUGGAGGAUUGGGAAUUUCUAAGCUGUCUUUCAGUUCUGAAUCCUGGUUUCGGUAAGUAUUCCCACGCCGAACUUGGCUACGCCGUGUACCUUGGAGAUAUGGGAGAUGACAUAAAGCUAAACAUCGCUGUCAUUAAGUGCGGUAAAGGAUCUGCUGUACUUGCUGUAGAAAAUGCUGUCAAAGUCUUGGGUCCGAAAGCAGUGUUUGCUGUGGGUUCUUGUAGUGGCUUAGACUGUGAAAACGUUAAACUUGGGGACGUAGUAGUUUUAGAUAGGCUAAUAACAUAUGGUCCUUCCAAAGUCACGGAGAAUGGCAUUGAAGAACUUGGUGUUAAAGUUCCAUUGAAGCAUCGUCUUUCAAAAUUGACAACAACUGCUGGUGGUGGCUGGAAGCCUCCUUUGAAAGACGCAAAAGUACUCGAGGUGAAGAUACAUCGCGGUGCCUUUUUGAGUGGACAAGAAGUGGUUGAUAGUCCUGAGCGAUGUCGUGCCCUCAUCAAAAGAUUUCGAGGAGCAGUUGCUAUAGAAGGAGAGGGUGAAGGUACGUUUCUUGUCUGGUUCAUAUGGUAACGGAGUCUUCGGGAGUUCAGUUAAUGUAUUUGAAGAAUGGCAUUCUAUUGUUACAGAACAGUUUUUUAGGAGACAUCUAGCUACAUCUCUGUAUAUUAGAUCAGAGAUGUCACGGUCAGGGAAAAACGAAAAUUUUUCAAGGUCAGGGAAACGUCAGGAAACUUUUUAAAAAGUCAGUGAAAAUCUUUGAUAUUGUCAAAGUCAGUGAAAAGUCAGGGAAUUCUGUUUUGCGGUUUAUAUAGUUCAUAAGUUUUCUUGAAGAUUUGGAAAUGCGUUUCCUUUCGGAAAAGAUGAAAAGUAUGCUGCAAAACAAGCAAAGCGAUCAAUUUGACACUCUACGCCUGACACAUGUAUUACUUGUGAUCAUUGGUUUUUAUUGUGAAUGCUUUCUUCCAAAUUCCUUCUUCCUCUUUCCGCAAAAAGCUGAAAGAGGAUGAAAAUGAAGAGAAACAUAUCGAUGGCCUUCAAAAACAGCAAAAGCAAAUGUAAAAAUUGAUUGUUUCUCAUUAAUAAAAAGUCAGUGAAAACUGUUUAUUAAAGGUCAGUGAAAAGUCAGGGAAAACUAAGGGAAUUUUUAACUUUUUGAUGAGUGGCAACCCCUGUAGAUUUCUCAACAAUCUAAACGUUGCUAUCGUGACACACUGGUCACUAUAUUUUCUCGGCCCCGGCGUUUUUUUUUUCAAACUUGACUCGGUGGACCCGGCAUUUGUUGAAUUUACAGACGAUAAGGACCGGUGGUUUUUCAAGAAAGGGAUUUUUAUUCCUUUCUCCUGACUGCUGGCUACCUAGCUUGCGUCGCAGCGUUUCGUCUGCGCCGCAGGCUACUGGCUACCUUGCCUCUAAAUCUUUGGUUUAUUAUUACACCACAAAUAACAAUCUGAGGGUCUCACUUUUUUAAAGACCCGCUGUUUAAUCGAGAAAAUACGACAUUGGGUUCUAUUCUAUUCACUGUGUCCCUUCUUGACCUGGCUCUUUCUACCGGCGUCUACAUGAGUCAGCGCUUAACUCCACUUCUCUCCUUUUCCCGAAAAAUUCAUUGUUAGGUGUUUAUGCAGCAGCGCAUGACCUAGACAUUGAGUGGAUUGUAAUUAAAGGAAUUUCAGGCUUCGCGGAUGGCAGAAAAAUUAAGGAUUCUUGGAGAACAUUCGCAAGUUUAAUGGCAGCUUCCCUUACAGCUCAUAUUCUCAGUGACACCAUCGCAUUUCAACACUUUCCACACUAUGGACGUUCAAGUGAGUGUUGGACAUUCAGGAAAUGUUCAUGUUUUAUCUUCCCAUGCCAUCUCCAGUUCUUUUAAUAAGGGCCCCAUCACCGUUUGGAAAUCUCUUCCUUUUCUGCAUUAAUUGUGGUUAUGACCGUCAUCUUUCACAAGUGUCUCGAAGCAAUGCAGCCAGAUAGGGAGUAAGGAUCUAGUACUGAAUGUUAACGUAUAUUGCAGAAAGGCACGUUCUUUGGUACUUUAAUCUUGUCAUACGAAAACCGCCUUGUCGCGGCUGCGGUCCGAGUGCGGUAGAUGACGCUCAUAAUCACAGCUGAUGCAGAAGGAACAGAAUUUCAAUGUGCAAUGGGCCCCUUAUUGUUUAUUAUACCUUAUAAUGGACUGAGAAUUCGUCAAAAACAGAAAUAAAUGCGACAAUUUCGCUUGCAUGAGUUUAAAAGCUGUUUUGUUCCAAAUGAUGCUCACAUCACUUCUAGAAAAAAAGAUAAUGAUAGUUUAUUCAGCCGAGAUCUCUGGACUGAGGUUGGCUACUGAUUCCGGUAUUUCUGUUUGUAUCGAAAUACAGUGGACUCCCGAUGACUCGAACGUUCAAGGGAAAUCGAAAACAGUUCGAGUUAUCGAGAUUUCGAAGCUAAAAAACCAGAAGUAAAGAAAUGGGAUUGGGGAGGAAUGCAAAGUGUCCUAUACAUUUCACUUGAAGGGCAGCAAGAGAUAUAUUGAUAUUUUGAAAAAGAAAUUUAGCAGCAAAGCCUUGAUAAAUCAGCACUGAAAACAGCGCUAAACAUUGCAUUUGAAUUGGACUGACAAAAAAGUAAAGAAUCUCAAAGAGAAGAAGAGGAACUCAAUGUUUUGGACUGCAGUUCACUGCGAUUUUUUUUUUAAUUUUCACGCCCUUAAAACACGUUUCGAGUUAUCGAGGGUAAAAUUGUUUAGAAAUGAUCUGAAGGAAAACAAAAAUUGCUUCGAGUUAGCGGGAGCUUCCAGUUAUCGAGGGUGCGAGUUACCGAGGGUAAAAUUACAGUAUAUGUAUGACGGAAAUCCAAGGAAAAUCGAUUUUGGUUCGAGUUAGCGAGGGUUCGAGUUAUUGGGAGUCGACUGUAAUCGAAAAGUAGAAAGAGUUCGAAAGAAAAAUAAUAAGAAUUAAGAGAGCGAACAUGAUCAGCACUGACACCGCUGUGUUAUCGACGUAGAAGACCCAAGGACCUAAACAACAGCGAGUCUGCAGCUUACGUUACAAGUCAGUAGUUCGCAGCAACUUUGCAUACAACUCACAGGUCCCUUCAAAGCUCGUCAAGCUCUCAAAGUUACCCUUCACAUAGAGAAGUUUCAGGGGCGAGCAACUAAAUUCAUUUUGUCUUUGCUGCACCGCUCCGAAGUCACAUAUAAGCAGAGACUUUUGAAAACUGGGCUACUUCCACAAUGUUAUUGGCACAAACUUCUAGAUUCGGUUUACGUCUUGAAAUUCUUAGUUAGUUUGUCGGAUCCUUUAAUUUUAGUGAAUAAAUCCCACUAGACCCAGGCGCACUGACUCCUCUGAAGGUACUCCGCUGCCUUCGCGAAGGAACAGAACAAUUUUUAAUGCAGAGCCCAGGGUCCUGGAACACUUUACCAUCCCAUCUUCGGAACAUAAACUGUUCAGUAGUAAAGAACGUUUUAAUUACUUGUUGUAUCUCACUGAGACUAUUUAUGAUGUCAACAACCCCCAAAGCGUGUGCGUAUCAAGUGCAUACACACUAGUCGGCUAUUGCCCAGCUUGCUAGUGAUCGCCGCAAUGUGUUGUUGGUUUUCUCUGAGUCUGGUUGUUAAUGUUUGAUAUUCUUCCGUUAAUAGCAUUUUUUCUGGACCUCGUAGUGGUUCUUUCUCUUUGAAUGUUGCAGUUCUUCUGGCAAAGUUUGUGAAUAAAUUAGUAAACAGAGAAAAACUGUAUAAGUUGGUGCAACUACCCCGAAUUAAUACGGCGUUGUGUGUAAUUCCAUUGUAUAUAACAGAAGUUUAUUAUUGUUUGUCUCCAAAAGGUAAAGCAAACAACAUGGAAGACAAUUCCAGCAUGAAGAGCUGUAACCAAGUGAGACAGAAAGAGAGUGAUACCCAACCAUGUCUAGGUGAGGAUCAUCAGUUAAAGUGGUUUAUAUUUGUUGCAAAUACGAGUAUACUUUAUUCAUGUGAGACAGGGUCGAAAAACUUUGUCAAUCGUGGUACGUUUCUCAUUUUUCCACGUCAGUAAUGUAGUAGAUGUGGAAAGCAGAAACCACAGUACAUGAAGAAAAACUGAACGUAAGGGGGGAAAUCAGUUUGACUGAAGGUACAGUGUCAUGAAAAAUGUUUGUCAUCCUUCCUGUGCGAUAUAAUCAGAUUUGGUUGCUGUUUUUGGAUGCCAGAAGUAAUAAAAUAGAGAGGCAUAAAAACGUGUUUACUUGUAUUGAACCUGUACGACACUUGUAUUUUUUAGAUUCAAAGUGAAUAUUGUUGCUCCUUCUUUUGUUCACAGGUGGGGUCAUUUACGAUGCCCUUCGACAAAUAUGCAUGAUGGAAGCAAUAAGAAAUGCUGGCAAAACUGAUCCUUCGCUGAAUUUGAAAAAAAUUGCUUAUGAAAAAGGCUUUGAAAUAUCCGACAAUCGGGGUGAAGGAAAUUGCAUGUUUUUUGCGAUCUCAGAACAGCUGGAGCUCAUACAAGGAGUAAAACUCUCUCAUAGAAAACUAAGGAAGAAAGUUGUCCGUUACUUGAAGGAGAAUCCUACACUGGUUAGUGGUUCCCUAGGGCCGGAUAGUUUCUUAUCUGCGAUCAGGCGUUUUUUAUUGUGAUUAAUAUUAUCAUUUUUUGAGAACAGAUAGACUACGAGCAGUCUCUCUUUUUUCUGUAGACCGUCGAGCAAAACGCGAGACACGCAAAUGGCCACGCGCGUGACUGAUGGCGCGAGACGGGAAAAGCUGCCGCCCUCGUUUUGCGCGUCUCGCGGCUUCGCCGCUCCCGCGCGCGUGCAUUGCUCUAACUAAAUCUGAAGAAAAAGAGAGACUGCUCGCAGUCUAGAGAAGAGGGGGAAAAACAGAGCCGAUACAUUUUUUUUUAUAAGUCGCCAACGGCUCCCCACCCGCCCCUCCCUUUAAAUACGCCGACAUCUGGUCGACCUGUUAUCAGGGCGAAAAAAACGUCUGCUACCAAAUGUUUUUGUACUCGGGGAAGUCAAAUCAACGGAAAGACUUGAUAGAGAUAUAGGGCUUGAGGGCAUGAUCGCAGGCUAAAUGCUUUGCUGUUGAUUCUAUCACCUAGUUAAGUUUGCUCGGCUAAAAUUUAAUGUUAACCAUACAGCGUGCUUUUAACUGCUUGUAAAAGCAUGCUAUGAAAUUCGAAAUGGUGCUAUGUAUUAGCAAUCCUUAUUGAGCUUUCCAAAGAUAAUGAAGCAAAUAACUGAAAUGGAACAUAACAAGGUUAAGAAUCCCAACUGGUAGGAGGCGAACUAGUUGGCUAUUUUACAAGCGUGGCCGAGGAUUUCUAUUCGGGACUACCGAGAACAAAUUCAGCCGGCGGCCAGGGCAGGACUUGAACCCAGGGCAUCCAGAUUACAAGUCCAGUGCUGUAACCGCGCGGCCACGCUGUUUUCUGUUAUCAGUGAGAUUCAGUGAGUUUGAAUGACUUGCUUUUGAUAGUAAUGUUCCCUUAGAUAUCAAGUGUUGUUCAUUGGGGCGGAGUCUUGAUACGGCGCCUAGCUCUGUUUGCUGACACAAUUAUGUCAAAUCCUUUGGGGAACAGACCUUUUCACGGUUUAUGACGCCAUCUUGGCUGCUGGGGGGGCAAACACGGCUAAAAUUACAUUGAAUGCAUGAAAUUUUGGCCCACUUGGAACCGCUAUAACGCCGCUACAAGGAGGCGGAUUUCCACAGCAAAAAUGUACUUUAAAAGACAUUUGUACUGAGUUUAUUUUCAUGAAGUAUAAGGAAGAGAUUCAGGUUAUGACGACCGUAAACGAAUUUUUAAGAUUUCAUACAAACCCUUCAAAUCAACAAUAUGCAAAUUACCAUGAAACUGGAAGCCACAUGAGAAGAUUUAUAAUUCGAAUUUACCGACGUCGUAGCUUCUUUAAUAGCUCUAUUUUCUGCUGAAUGAAUGAUAUCAAUGAAACUAUUUAAAGUAGAGGCAAAUGUUGGAAUCCGCCUCUUUUUAGCGGCGUUGUAGCGGUUCCAAGUGGGCCAAAAUCCCGUACAUUGACGGGACACGUCAUAAACCGUGAAAAGGUCUAUUUUAUAUAAUUAGAGUGAGCUCAUAGAACUAAAUGGAAAAACGUAGAUACACUAAGAACAUUAUAGAACAUUAUUCCAGCAAAGAUGAUUGCAGAACAACCAUCAUUAAAAGAGCAAAAAGAACUAGAGGGAACGGAGGGAAAAUGUUUCCCCUUUUUCACUUCUUACAGCGAGCAAGGAGACGUUGUUCCUCCCUUUCAAGAAAUGAGUAGAUAAAAAUGAGAGAAGCAUAUACUGAUAAUGGGUGCGUCAGCACUCUCUUGAAUCAAUAAAACAUUUAAAAUAGUAUUUUUCUUGUUAUAGCCGGAUGGGACCGAACUAUUCCAUUUUGUUGAAGGAUAUUCAUCUUGGGAUGACUACCUCAAAAGUAUGAAGGCCGAUGGUACAUGGGGUGAUCACGUGAUUCUCCAUGGGGCGGCAAACCGCUUUGAUACUUGCAUUCACGUGAUCAGCAGUCAGCGAGGUUAUCAUGAUGUAAUAAUUAACCCACAAUGUGAAGAUGCUGACCGUAAGCGGCUUGUACUGGGACACAUGUGUGAGCUUCACUAUGUUAGCCUUAUUCCACGCAAAGGUAGUUGACUACUUGCAUUGUAAUGUUAGUUACAAGGACACUUAAGAAAACAGAAGUUGUUGUUGUUGUUGUUUUGAAGUGGCAGCAUAUUAUGUCAAAUUUUUGUCGGCUGUUGGGAGCCAUGUUUCUAGUGCCGCGCUCUCUGACUUGUAAAAAUGAUGACAUUCAUUACUAACAACUUAUGCAGAAGGAAGAUAUCUCCAAAGCGUACCGAGGCCUUUUGUUAAAACUUAUGAUUUUCUUUAGCCCCAAAUAGAAGAGAAGUAAAUCUUUUCAAGCAAUUAAACUACAAAAAGUUGAUCUUCUUCCCAUUGUCACACUUGGUUUCGUUUUGUAUUGUUUAAAAAACGAGCAGGAGUGUAUUAUCAGGUUUAAAAACUCUCGGCUUCGCCUCGAGUUUUUAAACCUGAUAAUACAAGACUGCGAGUUUUUUAAACGGCUUCAAAAUCUCUGAUAUAGAUCAACUCAUUAUUGCACUAAUAUUUAGAUUUGGGGUUAUUUUGGUCCAAAACAGUAGACGUAAAGUUUAGCCAUGUCUUUAUCAGAUAUAAAGGCACUCAUUAAACAUUAAUUUCUCUUGUCUUUUUUCCUUAUGAAUUAUUAAUGAAUUAUUAAAUUUCAUCGCGUUACACAUUAAAGCAAACGACUCAUAAAAAACAACUCUAGGUUAUUAAUACAUUAUUACUUUUUAAACGUAAGUACAGCGAAGCGCCAGAAACGCAGAUUACAAACGGAUGAAGAUGAUGCCCAUUUGGAUUGGGGUAAGGAUCAAGUGAUGAUUAAGUAAUGUUAAGUCUGUUAGUUUUAUCUGUUAAUAGUUUAACCGCCCUGAACGCCCUGCCGCAGCCACGGCCGGACGACCACCGGCGUUUCACUCAGCGUGAGAGAUGACGUUCUUAAAUAACAAUUGAAAAGUCAGUGAGAUACGGACCUGACGAAUCAUUGAAAAAACUGUAAUUGCUGCAACUUCGCUUUCAUUGUACGGCGCUGCAGUUUUCCUUUUCGUAAACGGUCGAUGCCAUUUUUAAGACACGUAGAAACUUUUUUACUUGUUAUUGAGAGUGUUUCUAUUAAAAAGAAAGGAAAUCGCGCAAGCCAAGGUGAAACCCGGACCUCGAACCCGGAACUUCCGUAGAGGGUCUGAAUGGGGGUACAUCGAUAACACUAAACACUUCAUUUUUGGCUUUGUAACAUGAAACAAUUUAAUUUUAGGCAUUUUAACACUAACAGUAAAAAAUUCUUUAAAACGGUAAGUUUUUUUCCAGAAAGAAGAAAAAACGGCUCCAAAAAGGCCAAUAUUAUUUUGUUUCGUAUAUCAAGGAGUUUUCGGCCGUUUUACUACAACUUUUAUUUCAGAUUUCCGAAGGCUACCGAAGAUUUCCGAAGACUGCCGAAAUUUUACGAAGACUAACUAAGAGGUCCGACCAUUGCCGAAGAUGUCCAAAGAACCCUCCAAACACUUAACAGUACUUUCUUCGGAAACAGUGAACAUUAAAAAAUUGGCCAAUUUAACAGCAAACACUAAGAAUUGUGGGCAAAUAACACCAAACACUACACCCCAUUCAGACCCUCUCCGUAUCCUUAACUCUCUCCCGUACCACCAACUCGCCAAAAUUCCAUACACUAGCAAACUGUCUUUCUUAACUGUUACAUUAAUAACAGGUAGGCGUAGCCUUUUCCGUAACUUUUAGCGAAAAUUCAACUUGGGCUUCCACGGCGUUCUUUCUAACACUAUUCUAAAACGUGUUAUUUGCUUUAUUGUAACUUAAUCCAGGGAAUAUAUUACAUCUAUGAUGACCAAAGUCUUGGUUACCAAUGGUAGCAUCGACCGUUAAAAAUGGCAAAGACCGUUUACGAAAAGAAAAUAGGCUACGGCGUCGUGUGAAUUCCAAUGUUUAUAGAAAGUAUUUGUUAUUUUUUGUCUUCUGAAGGUGGCGAGAAAAAGAAGAAACACAAAUCAGGCGCGAAGAGAUGCAAGCAGUGAGGCAGAGACAGAAUGGUACCCAGUAAAAAUGGCGGGGAUUGAAAGAAGUAAAUAGUUUUAUAUUUUUCUAAAGAUUUACGCAUAAAUUAAUAUCCAUAUUUGACAGAGUCGAAAAAGUUUGGAGUUUUUUGUGAGUGUUUGCAUUUUCCCACAUUGCCAGUUGUGAAAAAUGUAAAACAUGUAAAAGACGAAACUUUUUCUUUUACAAUGAACUGAUAAUAAUGAUAAUGACGUUUAUUAUUGGGAUGUUUCUUAGCAAACUGUAAAGCUUUUUGCAAAAUGUAAUGAUAAAUUAGAUGUUCACGGCAUAUAAUUUAUUGGAAAAGGAACAGUCAGGAUAGUAAUGUACUCUAUUUUUAGUUCAAUUAUAACCACUAAUUUUUUUAAAGAAGUUUGUCCUGUAUCAGGAUAUUUAUUACGAAUCUUUGUACAUAUUAUUUAUUUCGUAAUUGGGAUGUUUCUUAUAAAAACUGUAGAGCUUUUGGCCAAAUAUUUGUAUAAAAAUGAAAACUGUAUAAAUUUUACUGGAAAAGUUACGUUCACGUUAGUUAAACGAAUUACAGCCUUUAGUUAGAACUUUUUUUAUAUGGAAUCUAUCCUGUAUCCUGUAUAUAUGUAUAUUUAUUUCGUCUUUGGAGUGUUUCCUCUCAAAUUGUAGCGAUUUUAGCUAAAAAUGUUCAAAACAGUGUUCCGUCAGAAUUUAUUGUCUGUAUGGAAACUGCCCGUGUGAAGUUGUUUCUCGUCAGCCUCUUUAUUAUAUUUUUCAGUUUAAAAUACUGUUGAUUUGAAGUUUUGAGUUCUUUUCUGUCAGGCGAUGUUCCUGACCUGACACGUUAAAAUUUAUCUCAUUCCCUAAAUGUCAUUCAUGUCUCAGUGAAAGAACCUUACUUUCCAAUCUGAAAAAAUAUCUUCCGUUUAAUGAUGUUCUAUAAGAAUUUAUCCAUAAGGAAUAGCUAUAAUAAUUGUCUUUCUCUCGAUGUCCAUUAGGCCCCAUCCACACGUAUCCGGAUAUUUUUUAAUCCGCAACUUUUUCUUUCCGGAUACGGCUUUCGUCCACACGUAUCCGGUGAAUCCGGCAGACAAAUCCGCAACUUUUUGAAUGCGCUUUAAAUUUAUAUCCGGUAACGGUUAUUAGUCACUGCUAAUGAACAGCACGUGCAACAAUUUUACCAACUGAAUCUGAAUCCAGACAUCAAACUUAAUUUUUGGAAGAAAAUCAAACAUGCAUACAGGCAGGUAUAAUCUCUCUACUAAACAAGUUAACAUUGGUAGUGAAUUGAAACGGUAGUAUUCUGAAUACAUCACUAGAUAUAUACAGAUAUAUAUGCUUAAGGCAUCUGAAUGGGCUCAGACCCUGAUACGAAUAAAUAAAGGUCUCUCUCUCUUUCACGAAACACGCUGACGGCGGUUAUAACCCACUGCUAAUGAAUACUGCAACAAAUUUAUUCUAGAACCUGGAUGGGAAUCAAGAGGGCCACCUUAAUUUUUUUUUUAAUAAUAUGUAAACAGAGAGGUAUGAAUAAUCACAUCUGUAUCACUUACAUCAAAGCUAACACUGGUGAUAAAUUUUAAUCGUAGCAUUUUGAAUACACAUCACUUCAUAAUGAAGUAAUUACGUACUAUUCUUAACUUAUGAUUAUCGUAUUGUCAAUCAUAAUUUGCUCGUCAGGGGACGGAAGUUGCAUUUUUGUUCAAAGUGAGAAACUUAAUCUUCAUAGGGGAGCGAGUACAUGAACGAUCAGAGUAAUGUUACUAAAAACACUCUGAACUGUUAUUGGUCACUCCUAAUGAACAGUGAACUACCAACGUCACCCUCUGGGUCUUCUCGAAGUCAAUAUGGUGACGGUAGGAGAGAAGACCCUCGCACACAGCCAAACUCAAACAAUCGCUGAUUGGUUCUCUCUAAAUUUUAAGUUUCAUUCUUACAUGGACGUCGAUUGGUCGACACCUCUUCAGAGUUCUUUUUCGACAGUUGCUCGCCAAAUAAAUUGCAAAUUGCAAUUCCUGUACGCAUGAAACUCAAACUAGUGUGUCCAUCAAUGUACUUUGAAACCAGUUCCAAACCGCUGCCAUUUGGGUGUUCAGUGGUGAAAGCUUCGAGAACAACUUGCAAUGGUGAUGCCAAAAUAAAAUGAUGAUAUUGAUGCUCUAGUAAACCGAAGAGAAGUUCAAGACCUUUGAGCAGGAUGUGGUUGUUUUCUGCUGCAAAACGCCUUGUCCCCUGUUGGAUGCACAAGCACCUUUUAAAGCUUUUCGAUUUGGUCGCCAUGGCUACAGUGACGAGGUGCCCCACUUUGAAAUUGAACGACGCAACUUAGGAUACUUGAGGUGGUCAUAA
Porites lobata is the source of this 37135-nucleotide messenger RNA. The record is from the annotation of a GenBank genome assembly. Lineage: Eukaryota; Metazoa; Cnidaria; Anthozoa; Scleractinia; Poritidae.